AUGGAUUCUAUCACCGCCUCUAAGUCUAGGUUAGAGUUUUCAAAAAUUUGUGUUGAAGUUGGCCUGUCUGAAGCUAUUCCUAAGUUAGUUGAUGUUGUUCUUAACAACGGUAAAACAGUCUCGAUAGUUGUCGAAGUACCGUGGAUGCCUUCUUGCUGCAAAUACUGCAAUGUGUUUGGACACAGUGUUAAAGGAUGUAAGCAAAAUCCUAUUCCUCAAACCUCAAGAAUGGAUUUUAAAGGUGGGAACCAUUCUUCCUUAGAGUCAUAUCAUUCUGUUAACGACUCUGAUGCUUCGACUGAACCCAUUCAACAAGUCUCUACUACGGUUAAUGAUCAAGAAACUUCUACUGAUCCUAAUGAAGAAGAGAACUCCAUAAUUCCAUAUCAGCUAGGUAAUUCUGCUGAUACAAUUUCUACUCCUACUCUCCUUAUUAAAAAGAAUAGAGGAAGGCAUAAUAAAGCUCACGAUGUAUUAACAGGGUCCAGUAAUCGUUUUGAGCUACUAAACACGAUUAAUGAGACUCUCCCUACCUCAGAGAAUCAAGGGAAAAAAGUAAGAGCAGCUACUUCUGGUGUUGCUGUUUUGAUUAAAGAACUCAAAAUAAAAAAGAAGUCUCAUCUUGAUAAAUCUAAGGGUUCUUCAGUAGGAAGUCAAGGAGGGGAACCGAGUUCCUCAUCCCAAGGAAAAUGA
Molecule: messenger RNA, 693 nt
Organism: Hibiscus syriacus
Lineage: Eukaryota; Viridiplantae; Streptophyta; Magnoliopsida; Malvales; Malvaceae
Exons: 2
Coding region: 1-693 (230 amino acids)
Source: RefSeq, a predicted model, not a curated record